Messenger RNA from Dendrobium catenatum, 2617 nucleotides. RefSeq lists its product as uncharacterized. The transcript is spliced from 3 exons. The record is from RefSeq and is a predicted model, not a curated record. Bases 594 to 2396 code for a protein of 600 amino acids. Lineage: Eukaryota; Viridiplantae; Streptophyta; Magnoliopsida; Asparagales; Orchidaceae.
AUAGUUGAAAGCCUCCUACCCGCGCCGAGCCGUGCAGGCGGAGCACUCUCAGCCUAAGUCGGCGCGUCGCGUCCCGGCCCAGCCGGCGCGAUUGACGGCGUUGGCCAGUUCAACUCUCCGCGGCGAUCAAAACCCUAAAAUUGGAAUUUUCUGCCGGGAGGAGCGGAGGGCCCCUAAUUACAGAAUCGCGGGGAGUUUCUUAUGUAAAUCAGAUCCGUGAAGUGAGGGCGAAAAUGUUUAGGGUUAAUGACGCUUGACUAUAAAAUUGAGGAACUCCCUGGAUUCCCCACACUUUCAGUCUUGAGAUUUCUAUCUUUUCUUUCACUUGGUUUCUAUCCUAGAAGUGUGAUAAAAUAUACUCAAUACCUGGUAAGAGUUUGACCUAAAUAUUUCCUCUUGAUCAAUCUUCUCAGUCAUGGAUCGAGCAGACACAUCAGGUUUUGUAAGCGGAGGAUGAUAGAAACUAUCAUCUUACAUUAUCUUCACCUGCACUCGGUUCCCAAAUAUGAUACCAGAGUUCGAACAAAAUAUUUACUAGAAAAAAGUAUUAGGAAUUCAUACUCAUUGCUUGGCGUUGCCUUUUAUCUAAUAAGAUGGACCUCAGUAUGACGGAAGCAGUUCAUUUGUCGACAUGGAUGAAGAUCGGGAAUAUGGGAGAUGAUCCAGGCUAUGGAAUUGGCAAGACCAGAAAAGCAGAAUCCUCUCAGAGCAAUGUUGAACUCUCUGGUCAAGAUGAUGGAUGCAGGUUGUUCCUUGGAUUAGGUCCAACGCCAACCAGCUAUUCUGCUGGUCACACAGCUGAGAUUGGCAAGCCUAAAAUGUCUGCAUCUCUAUUCAGCCAAAUGCCACUCUGUGGUGCUGAUCGUGGAAUUUUGCAGCUUGGGCUUGCUGGGGAGUAUACUGAACCUGUACUUCCAACGCAAAUGCAGUUAGAAAGCAACAGAAAAAGCUUCUCGCUUACCAUUGAUAAUGAAGGUUCCUCUUCAGCAAGGAAAUCUGGAGUUUACUUGCCUUCUUUAUUGUUUGCACCAGUGUCUGAAAGCCCUAGCUCGGUCCAGAACUUCAGUAAGGGCAUUCAGGAAACUCAGUUUGAGCUCAGUCCAGAACCCUCUGGGAUGAGUGAUUGUUCGCUUUCAACAAAUUCAAACCUAUUGCCUUCCAGCCAUCGACACCCACCAAAGAAGUGUAAGUUCAAUGGAUGCUCUAAAGGUGCCCGUGGGGCUUCAGGGCUCUGUAUUGCCCAUGGUGGAGGUCAGAGAUGCCAGAAGCCUGGCUGCAAUAAGGGCGCUGAGUGCAGGACUGCCUAUUGCAAGGCCCAUGGAGGAGGGCGACGCUGCCAUCUUCUUGGUUGCACCAAGUCUGCUGAAGGAAAAACUGAUUACUGCAUAGCCCAUGGAGGUGGGCGGCGAUGUGGCCACCCGGGCUGUAGCAAGGCAUCUCGAGGAAAGUCUGGGCUAUGCAUUCGACAUGGUGGCGGGAAGCGCUGCACUGUUGCGGAUUGCACCCGUAGUGCUGAGGGUCAGGCGGGACUUUGCAUCUCUCAUGGUGGCGGUCGUAGGUGUCAAUUCUCAGAAGGCUGCAGCAAGGGCGCACAGGGGAGCACCAUGUACUGCAAGGCCCAUGGAGGUGGCAGAAGGUGCGUGUUUGAAGGGUGCAACAAAGGGGCAGAGGGCAGCACACCGUUUUGCAAGGGUCAUGGCGGUGGCCGACGAUGCUUAUACGAAGGAGGCGGGCUUUGCCCAAAGAGCGUCCAUGGUGGAACCAACUUUUGUGUGGCACAUGGUGGCGGCAAGCGAUGUGUAGUGUUUGGGUGCACCCGGAGUGCAAGAGGCCGCACCGACCGCUGCGUUAGGCAUGGUGGGGGUAAGCGGUGCCACUAUGAGGGGUGUGGAAAGAGCGCGCAGGGAAGCACAAACUACUGCAAGGCUCAUGGUGGUGGGAAGCGCUGCUGUUGGAAUGGAGGAUGCGAAAAGUUUGCUCGGGGAAGGAGUGGACUAUGUGCUGCUCAUGGUAAUGCUGCUACCGCCGCCGCAGCUGCAGUUGGUGGAGGAUCGAUCGGCCAUGGGCUGUUUGAGAAGCUUGUGUCUGCAACAACAAUGGAUUCAUCAUCAGGGGCGAGUGCGGUAUCCGAUUGCUGUACUACUGAAUCAUCCGAGAACUCGGGCAAGGCUAAUGAGCCAUUGGAGAACAUGGGGAAGAGGCAGUCCCUCAUCCCUGCACAGGUUCUUGUUCCAUCUGUGGUGAAGUUGUCAAGGGCCAUGCCAUCACGAAUGGCGACUGUUACUAGCGAAGGAAAAUCUGGGUUUGUGAUACCUGAGGGAAGGGUCCAUGGUGGUGGAUUGUUGACCCUCCUUGGUGGGAGUAUUAGAAAUCCUGGGUUUAGUGGGAGGGUCUGAUUCUUUGGUGGCUGAUAAUAGCUAUUAAAUUCAUGUCUAUAUUGUAGAAUUUGGCUUGUAUCUAUUGAACCUUUGGUGUGAUCAGUGUGCGAUACGCGACACUCUCAGUUGAAUGUGGUCGUGAGAAAAAAAAAUGUCUUAUUAAUGGUGAUUGAGAAAUAAUGUCAUGUGUCCUUUUAAACAAAAUCAUAUUAUGUAAUUGAAGCAGAUUUUUCAUUUCA